AUGUGUUUACUGUGGCAACAGGUGAUUGUUUAUUUUUGUUCUCAUAGCAGACGACAUUUUUUUUUUUUUUUUGCAGUCGAUUAACAUUCAUUCCCACUCUGAUGCAGUCGUUGUGCGUGCGUGUGUGUGUGUGAGUAUACUUGGGUGCACACACACUGACAGCUGUUACCUGGUUACGUGUUAAGGGAUCGACAUCAUCAUUGCAGUAAGAUUCCAAACGUUGGUCACGUCUUCACAAAUCAGAUCCAACUCAGGUUAUUGACCAGUUACUUAGCAACCCAAUGCCACACCCAUUGAAGAUCAUGAGAAACAAGAGAUUCGUCAGUCUAGUCAUCUCUUUCGUCUGUCUCGCUGCGAUCAUUGCCUUGUACCGAUCAGUUUCUCAUUUCAAAUGUUGUGACCUUAAAGAUUCCGAUUCGACGGGUCGGCAUGUUGCCAUGGAGACUGCGACGAGAUCAGGUGUGAGAAUCUACAGGGCAGACAACUACAACUGCUCACAUCUUCUACCGUUCCGCUUGUUUGACGGGAAACUUUCUCAAAUCUGCACCUAUGACCCUGACGUGGACUACAUUUCAGCAAUGAUCAAGAAAUGGCAAGGUUUUCAAUCCAAACUUAUCCGUGACAUCAUGCUGGCCCUUCGUUAUGCACGAGAAAGCGAUGUGAAGGAAGUCAACACCAAUGUGACGUUUGUGGACCUGGGGUCAAACAUCGGGGUCUUCACCCUGACGGCAGCGAUGGCGGGCUACGAGGUGCUGCUGGCUGUCGAUGCCUUGCGAGAGACUCUGCAGCUGAGUGACUCCCUGCACCUAGCGGGUGUGACGUCACGUGUGACCGUUCUCAACAACGCAAUCUCUGACUAACAUGGGGGCUCGAAGGUGAAACAAGAUAGCUGGGUCAACCAAGAUAGCAGUGACGACGAUAACGUUAACUCCAUCAACAUGAACGACCUUCAUCCCUUACGUCAGUCCCGCCGUGCUGUCGUCAAAAUGGACAUCGAGGGCUUUGAGGAGAGGGCUCUGUGGUCGGCUAGCGAGUUCUUUGAGAAGAUCGACGUAUUCCGUUUGAUGGAGUGGAGCUUUCACCGAGGGGACAGCGGGCCUCCCAUCAUCCGAUUCAUGUCAAGGAGAGGGAUGCUGCCUUAUUCUGAUACCAACAAGACUGAAGCUCUUGAUCCAUUUUCUUACAAAACCUGGCCGGAUGAUGUCGUUUUCAUCAGAUGA
This is a messenger RNA of Pomacea canaliculata, 1220 nucleotides long. RefSeq lists its product as uncharacterized. The record is from RefSeq and is a predicted model, not a curated record. Lineage: Eukaryota; Metazoa; Mollusca; Gastropoda; Architaenioglossa; Ampullariidae.